Messenger RNA from Drechmeria coniospora, 831 nucleotides. RefSeq lists its product as uncharacterized. The coding region runs from base 1 to 831 and encodes 276 amino acids. Lineage: Eukaryota; Fungi; Ascomycota; Sordariomycetes; Hypocreales; Ophiocordycipitaceae. The record is from RefSeq and is a predicted model, not a curated record. The transcript is spliced from 2 exons.
AUGCAUUUCAAAAUUGUAGGAGGACUCCUCCUCCUUGUCACCAAGGUCUUGGCCGGCGGUUAUGCCGGCGCGCUGGAGCGUUGCCGAAGCUGGGAUCACAUAAAAAGAGUAUGCAUGGACCAACCUGCUGGGAGAGAUAAAUGGAGAGAGUUUGAAGGCACGCCCAAGAAGAAUCGAUGCACGUUUAGCGAAUUCCUAAACUCGAUCGGCGGCGUAGGCAGAAAGGAAAGGCUUGUUGCGGACGAGAAGGGGAACGUUUUGGAACUGACGGACCCAAAGGCUACGGAUCCUGACCCCCAAGAGACCGCGAAGAACGUGUACACGCACUUUAAAAACUCGCCCCAGAAUAGUGUGCCCGACUACCAACCGUUCAAGGUGUUGAAAUAUGGCACAAGCGACUACACGACCUGCAUAAAACGGAUCGGAGACCUCGUGGUCAAGGCCAAGGUCGAUAAAAUGACCAAAGAAAACGCGCACCUGUUCGACCGCUUCGCCGAGACGACGUCGCUGAUAGUCAAGGCCAGAGUCGGCGACCACGGCCGAUGGCUCAUCGACGCGGCCGAAAAGAAUCUGAAGCCUCAGAAUAUCGAGGUGGUGAGGGAAUCCAUUCCUCCGGGAUACAACCCGAGUGAAGUGGACAAGAAGUGGGAGACUGUUGAUUGGGAAAAGACCAUAGCGGGCGCCUUGGAUGGCGGAGCGCACAGUCCUCAGGAGGUUUUGCUGCUGACGAGCAACAUGAAGGAAGAAUUCUACGCCAACGCCAAGUCCCACGAUCACAGGGUCACCAUAGAAGCGUUUUCCAGCGUUGAGAAGAAGGUGAACGGAUGCUAG